UCUUAUUUAAACUCCAGGCAUUUCUUAUAUUUCAUAAGCUUUACCCUCUUCCAUUUUCACCAAAAAUCAGGUUUGAGACUACUCCAACUUCAUGGGGACUGAAUUAGCUCAUCAAGAAAGAAACAACUAUGAUGAAAUCCUUAUGCAACACAGAACAAACAUUACUGACAGUUUGAAGGAUUUGAAGAAUCUGAGGAAACAGUUUUACUCGGCUGCAGAAUAUUUUGAAGUGUCUUAUGGCAAAGAUGAGCACAAACAAGAAUUGGUGGAUACCAUGAAAGUUUAUGUGAGCAAAGCUGUGAUUAACACAGUGGAUCACCUUGGUUCUAUAGCUGCUAAACUUGACACUUUCUUGGAUGAAAAAGUUGGUGAAUUUUCUGCAACAGAACUUCGAUUCUCUUGCGUUGAACAGAGAUCAAGAUCAUGCCAAGAAUUCAUCGACCGAAAUGGCAUUGAACAACAAUCAUUUGUCACUGUUUUGCCCAAGUACCUGAAACAUUGUAUCAAUCCAGGUUCAGAUGUGGAUACAGUGUCUGAUUUAGGAAAAUCAAACAGGAGAAGUCCUAUGAUGACAAUUCUCUAUCCUGGCCGGGACGAAAUGCAUCAAAACCAGCACCACCAACUCCAGCAAGGUUUUCUAGCAACAAAAACAAAAGAGCAUCCUACCUUACCAAGGAGAAGGCUGCAGAAUAACCUUACAUUUACACAAACUUCUCCAAAUCCUCCUGCAUUCACAUUUACCCGGGCUGCAUCUAGCAAAGAAUUAGAUUCCAGAGGGAAGCUGUCUGUUUCGCCACUUCGGUUUCGACUCAAGCGCUCUGAAUCAUACAUUCACAGAUCACCCCCUUUCAGUCCCUGCGAUCUACGACAGUUUCGGCCCCAGCCGCAGAGGACAAUUUCACUGCCCACAAAGCCUGCAAAACCUACUUCACAGAAUAUGAAGAAACUGCAGUCCAACAAGACUAAACGUACACUCCAAUCACUGCUUAGCUUUCAAUUCACGGAUUAAGAAGCUAAGGAUAUUGAGAUAUUUCACAGUCUUGUAAUUUUACACAAAAUUCUUAAAUAAAGCAACUUAAAGAAUUUCAUUCAUAUUCUUGUAUUUUAAGUUUACAUCUUGAACCUUGU
This is a messenger RNA of Ipomoea nil (Japanese morning glory), 1128 nucleotides long. Its product is annotated as protein ABIL2-like. The record is from RefSeq and is a predicted model, not a curated record. Bases 92 to 1009 code for a protein of 305 amino acids. The transcript has 9 exons. Lineage: Eukaryota; Viridiplantae; Streptophyta; Magnoliopsida; Solanales; Convolvulaceae.